This is a messenger RNA of Phodopus roborovskii (desert hamster), 1326 nucleotides long. It is a transcript of the gene Olfml2a, whose product is annotated as olfactomedin like 2A. Gene Ontology annotation, biological process: viral process; signal transduction. Lineage: Eukaryota; Metazoa; Chordata; Mammalia; Rodentia; Cricetidae. The record is from RefSeq and is a predicted model, not a curated record.
AUGUUUCCUGUGUUCGAGGAAGAUGGGAAUCGUACCCAUCACCCUCUUGAGCAUAAACAGGUUAAAGAAUUGGUAGAGUCUGUUCGCACUUAUGGUAUCAGCGCGAACUACACUCUGUCGCAAAUAGAAAGACUGUCCGCAGUGGCCAUGACUCUCUCGGACUGGAUUGGAGCUCCUUUUGUACCCUCUAACCUAUAUGCUUACCAUCUAUCUCCCUACUCCACCCCUCACCUCCAGCUGCAGUCCAUGGUGGAUCUCCUUGAAGGUGUCCUGUACAGCAUGGAUCUGAUGAAAGUACAUGCCUACAUCCACAAGAUGGCCUCCCAUAUGAACACACUGGAGGAGAGCAUCAAGGUCAACCUGGGCCAGAACAAGGUGGUGAAAGACAGCAUAUGUUACCUCAGUGAGCAGCUGAAGAGCUAUGAGAACCAGUCAACCAUCAUGAUGAGCAUUAAGAAGGAACUGUCCAGUCUGGAUCUCCAGCUGCUGCAGAGGGAUGUGGCUGCUGUUCCUGCUAUUGCCCCAGCCUCAGGCCCUGACAGCAAGGCUCAGGACACUGCUGGAAGACAAGGCAAAGACCUCAACAAAUAUGGCAGCAUUCAAAAGAGCUUCUCAGAUAAGGGCUUGCUGAAGGUGGAGAACCUGAGGAAGGAGAGCAUCAAGGGCAGAAUACCCCACCCCACAGCCAGGCCACAUGCCCUGUCCCAGUAGCAGGCUGUGGUCCGAGGCUUCACCUACUACAAGGCAGGUAGGCUGGAGGUCAAAAAAAAAAAAAGUGCCCAAGACAAUACCCUCAAGGGCACUUCCUGGCUGGAGAAAAUACCACCUAAGAUGGAGACCAAGCUUCCAGAGUCAAACUCUGCCAAAUGUGGUGGAGUUAUACUGCAGGCCUCAGAAGGAGCCAGCUUGGUCCCUGACAUCUCCACUUCUACCCCAACUCCUAUCACGACUCCCUGGCCUACUGAGCCAACUUUGCAUCCAGAAAUCCCUAGCCAAGGUAGGGAGGACAGCUGUAAGGGUACCCUCAGAGCCUUGGACCCCUCUGUAAAGCACCACAGUUAUGGGCACCAUGAAGGGGCAUGGAUGAAGGACCCUGCAGCUCUAGAUGACAGGCUCUACAUCACCAAUUACUACUAUGGAAAUAGCCCGGUGGAAUUUUGAAGCCUGGAAAACUUCAAAAAAGGUCAGGGAAGCUGGACCAAUGAGAACAUGGAGAAUUACCAGUGUACUGCAGUAAGAGCAAAAAUAAAAAAAGAGCUGGCCAAGAAGCUGGGUGAGCUGCAGGAGUGGCUGGGAGAGCUGAAGGAAGUAAAGCCAUGGGGGUGA